Molecule: messenger RNA, 1316 nt
Organism: Polistes dominula (European paper wasp)
Lineage: Eukaryota; Metazoa; Arthropoda; Insecta; Hymenoptera; Vespidae
Biological process (GO): hippo signaling; apoptotic process; negative regulation of cell population proliferation
Cellular component (GO): cytosol
Molecular function (GO): protein binding; molecular adaptor activity
Source: RefSeq, a predicted model, not a curated record
AACCGUUAAUUUUCUAUUGACAGUUGUACAAAUGUGUUGUUAAUGUAUUAUUUUUUGAUAUGGUUAUGAGAUUAAACAGAUAUUUUAGAUUAUUAUAUGAUUAUAUGAUUCGAAUAUAUUUUUUAUCAAUUGCAAUGUUGUCGCGAAAAAAUAAAGAUUUAAGAACAAUUAAGGAAGGUGUAGUUGGUAAAUAUAUUAAGAAAGAGACACCACCUGAAAUGCCAAUUAUUAAUGUCUGGACGACAGAACCAAACAGAAGAGUAAGAAGAAGAAAUCAUCCCACGAUACCAUCUUCAAUGUCUAUCCCACAACAACCAAGUAUAGUACAAAAGUUUGGAAAUACAAAGACUACGAUGAGUGCUGUUGGAUUGGGUAGCCAUGAAGGAAAAUAUACUCCUAAUAGUUCUGUUCCAGAUUUAGCACAAAGAUUCACAGGUCUUUCUGUUAAUACUGGAUUAAACGAAGGUAUAUCUUCUCGUACUACAACACCAUUAUAUCACUCAGGAUUAUCACCUGCUGCAUCUCAUACUUAUGUCAAUCAAUAUGCUGGAUCUGAGUAUCAUUUAGAUCGUGUUCAAACUCCACAAGUGUCUUAUUUAACAUUUGAUGCUGACACUGGUUACGAUGAAUAUAAUCAAUCAGUAUAUCGUCAAAAUGCUGGAUAUAGUAGAUGUCAGUCAGAAAGAUCAAGUUCUAGAAGUGAACAACAAGAAGAAUUACCUUUACCACCCGGUUGGUCGGUAGACUUUACACUUAGAGGUAGAAAAUAUUACAUAGAUCAUAAUACAAAAACUACACAUUGGUCGCAUCCUUUAGAAAAGGAAGGUUUACCAACUGGUUGGGAGAGAAUAGAAUCACCAGAAUAUGGUGUCUAUUAUGUCAAUCAUAUAACAAGACAAGCACAAUAUGAACAUCCGUGUUAUCCGCACGAAGUACAAGCCAUAAGAGUAGUAUCACCUCCUAGACAUACUCACUUUCAUUCUCACAGUGUCUUAGUACCAGCUAAUCCAUAUCUUAAUGAAGAAAUUCCUCAUUGGUUGUAUGUGUAUAGUAGAGCAUCUAUUGCAUUAGAUCGUAAAUUACGUUGGGAACUCUUUCGUUUACCAGAACUUGAUUGUUUCAACGCUAUGCUUACAAGACUUUACAAACAAGAAUUAGAAGAAGUGGUUAUGAGAUAUGAAGAAUACAGAUCAGCAUUAUUGUGUGAAAUGGAACAAAGAUUGAAAGAAUUAAAUCCUGAAGCAGGAAAUUCUUCAUCUGGUGCAAUAGCUUUACGAAGAUCUCUUCCUUAAGUUUUUUUUUUUUUACAUGAUACG